Amaranthus tricolor (Joseph's coat) is the source of this 2934-nucleotide messenger RNA. RefSeq lists its product as uncharacterized. Bases 52 to 2271 code for a protein of 739 amino acids. The transcript has 5 exons. Lineage: Eukaryota; Viridiplantae; Streptophyta; Magnoliopsida; Caryophyllales; Amaranthaceae. The record is from RefSeq and is a predicted model, not a curated record.
AUCCCUCCGAGGCCUUUCUCUCUCUAGAAAAUUUGCAGGAUUCAGACAGCCAUGGAAGCACAAAAAAGAUGCUCAAGAAAGCGAAAACAACCACCAUCGUCAUCACCACAAUCAACAAAUUCAAUCAACCCAUUUGUUGGAAUUUUAACUCGUUGUAAAUCCCAGAAAUUCUUCUUCCACCAUAGUAGAUCUGGUAAUUCUCGAAAAUGCCGCGCUUUUCCAUCUUCUCUUAAAAACCCUAAUUUGCCCCAAAACGAAAAAUCUCGCAAUUUCAAGAACUCUCUUGAAGACGAAGAUGAAGAUGAGGGUGAGAUUGAUGGUAUGAUGAUCAAAGAUCUUCGAGCUAGGCGGGUUUUCUCAAAACCUCCGAAUUCGGAAGGUGUGUUUAAGAGUAGUAGAUGUUUAACUGGUAAGAAUGUAAACCCUAACUUGGAUUCUAUGUUAGUUGGUGGCGAAUUGGAUGGAUCUGAUUGUAAAUGUGCUGAAAAUGGUGUAUUUAGGGGGGAGGGUUUGAGUUUGGGAAAUCCUAAUUUGGAAAUAAUGGAAAAGGGCUAUAAUGAAGGAAACCCUAAUUUAUCCAUGGUAGACAAGUGUGUUGAAUCUAGGAUUAAUGUUGAAUAUCCUAAUCUGUCAUUGCUAGAAAAAAGUGUUGAAUCUAGGGUAGCUUUUGAAGAUAUUAAGACAACAGGUGAAAACUGUUUAUCCAGUGUUGGUAACCCUAUUUUGUUAAAUUUGGAUUUGUGUGUUGAUUCUAGGGUUGAAUAUACAAGUGAAUGUUUCAAUGGGGGAAAUCCCAAUUUGUUAAUUCUCGAAGAAUGUGAUGAUAUAAAGGUGAAUUGUGGAAAUAUUGAUUCAAUUGGUAGAAGCCCUGAUUUGUCAAUGUUAGAGAAAUGUGUUGAUUCUAAGAGUGAAUGUUCAACUGGUGUAAAUCCUAAUUUGUCCAAGGAAGGUUUUUUGGAGAAAGACUGUGAGGAAAAUGUGCAGACAACACCUCCAGAUGCAGUAGUUUUGGUAAGGCAGAAAGAUGAUCAGAGUGUAUUGCAGUGCAGAAGUGCUGAUUCAAGUUUUCCUUCAAAGAAAAUCAGUCCUAUUAAAGGUGGAAGUGUUGAUAGGAAGAGGAAUUUUCCUAAUUCUAAGAGAAAUAUGGGGUUGCUUCCUUGCUCGAGGAUGAAAGUAUUUAAGGCUCCUAAUUCAUUCAGUUAUAGGAGAUUGCUCCCUUUUCUUAUGGAUAUAGCAAAGGAUGAUCCAAAUGCACCUAAAGUUCAUUCAAGCAUUAAAGUUGAGUCCCCAAGUGAAGAGAAGCCUCUAAUGUCUUCUCAAGAACGUGUUGCUGAUUUUUUAAAAAUGGAUGAAAUGCCACCUGAAAAUACAGUCAGUAGCCAUUCUCUGGAGACAUACAUUGAUAGUAGAGAAGAGGAAAGACACUAUUUUGGCCUUAAGACAGAUGAUUCUAGUGCUGAGCAAGCGGCAAACAAUACCCCUAUAAAUUGUCCUCUUGAAAAGAGCCAAAACCCAGUAUCUAAUGAAAACCAAAUGGGGACUCCAGUAUCAGAUGAAAGCCUAACUGAAACCCAUGUAUCAGUUGAAAACCAAAUUGGAACCCUAGUAUUAGAUGAUUCAUUCAAUGGAAGAGCAUCAUCUGAAGGAAAAACUUCAUCAGAUAAUAUCUGGAAGUUGGAAGGUAUUACUCCAAUUGCUGAACCUGAUCUCUCUGCUGCAUUCAAUUGUCCCAAGAAAACUCCUGAGCAUUCGGUGGAAGAUGUCACCGAAAGAAAAUGCAAGGCAGCACAUCAUGAAUUCAAAUCUGAGCAAAGAUUGAUGAAUGUGCUUCACAGCUCAUUCAAAACGGAUGAUAAUGUUUCUUCAGGCGUACUUGAUUUUGGUCAUGCAAAAAGUAUCUUAAAGAAAAAUCCUCGAGGUUGUCGGGGUGUUUGCGGCUGCCUGAAUUGUGCUUCAUUCCGUCUCAAUGCAGAAAAGGCAUUUGAGUUUUCAAGAAACCAAUUGCUGGAUGCCGAAGAACUUGCUAUGAACUUGAUGAAGGAACUGACAAGUCUGCGUUGUAUUUUAGAAAACUCUGUUAUUGGAACCAAUGCUAUUCUCACAGUUGAUCAGGUGCAGAAAAUUUGCACAAGAGUUUCCACUGCAGAAAAUAGUGCCAAGAGUCAAUUGAGCCAAAUGAAUGAAGACCUCAAUGUUCAUUGCAGAACCAAGUCUCUAAAUAGACCUCGGGUGAAUUUCUCAAGUUCUUUCCAAGAGAAGAUCAUGGAGUAAGUCGACCAAAUUAUCUCUUCAAGACUAUUGCACUUUUAAAUGGCGAUUCUUUUUUGAGUUUGGUCCUCUCUAUAUUGAAAUAUGACCUUAUGUUCAGAUUGUUAGAACUAUUUUUGUUUAACUACAAAGGUUUAUACUACAUGUGAUAGAUUUCUCAACUAAAUGUCAAUUAUGAGAUUUCUUUUAUUGAGAGAAAACUGAGAAGACAUUGUAAAAUAUGAUAGCAUAAAUGGGAGAAGUUGCUACUCAUAAUUGUCUUCCAUAUCAAGGAUUUUUGUGGAAGCGUAGAUAAAGCAUCAUCCCUUUAUUGAAGUUGCAAAUUUGCUUUGAUACAUGUUAAAAGAGUCAAUCGGAAACGACGCUUGCAUACUGGAGCAAAGUCACAAUAUUUAUAAGGGGGACUAAAUAGUCAACACACUACCAUAAAAUCACAUUUGAAUGUAUGAUAUUCUAGCAAGUUUACCCUACCAUACUUUUGGUAUUGUUUUUGUUAGUGAUGGAAACACCAAAUGUUGGUUCAAAUUUUAUUUUUUUUUUGAAGUUGCCUGCCCCAUAAGCAGUAGUGCUUACUAUCUAGUAUCUAUUCCAUAAGAGCAAUUAGUAGCAUAACAAAGUUUCAAUGUGAUGAAAUUUUUUUAAGAUUGAACAAGAAAUUGAAACAUA